UUUUCAGACAAAUGAUCACCCCAUUCUCUUCUUCUCCAUCUUCAUCCACUUCUGACUCCCAGACACCUGAAAUUACGGCAAUCGGCUUUAAAAAAUGUGCAGUUUGUGGUUUAGAUGCCAAGGGAAAGCAUUUUGGAGCAUUUAGUUGCAGAGCUUGUGCCGCUUUUUUUCGCCGAGCCUCCACCCAGUCUGCCUCCAUCGGGCCGUGCAAAAAAUCCCGGACCUGUAACUUAUUCAACGGAAAUGGAUGGUUUCAGUGCAAGAAAUGCCGUCUGGAACGGUGCUAUAAAGUCGGAAUGACCAUGAAAAAUUUCCAAUUCCAACGGGACCAUAUUCGAUCUAAAAUUGAAAUUAUAAAUAAUAAAUUGCCUGAGAGCAUCGAAAAACUAGUGGGCCGCCCGUUUUUUGUGGUUCACUGUAAGCCGACACUAAUUGAAAUUCACACUCAGCAAAAUUUAAUCGAUUGCCAUGAUUUUGUGGAAAAGGGCCGAAGGAUACUGUUUGAGGGCUCUCCAACCCCGUGGGGUUCUGAUUCCUUGCAAAAGCUGGCUCGCGGAGUUCGGAAGUUGGCUGGAAACUACAGUAAUCCCAAAGUUAAGGUGAUCGAGAGCUACGGGAUGGCCGAGACGUUUGCAUUCUGGGAAAAUGAUUUUCUGCGGGCCGCCACGUGGUUUUCGUAUUUCGACGAUUUCCAGCGAAUGUCUAAUGAUGUUCAGCUAAAAAUCCUUGCCGCCACGUGGCAUGUAUGGUCUCGUCUGGAUAAGUUGGCAAUUACAGCGAUGGGGCGACGGAUGAAGAUGUGCUGCGGUGAUUGUGUAAUGUUUUCGCAUAAAAAUGAGUAUUCAAUGAUGGAUAUGAAGAAUAUGGAGUUGGAUUUGACGUGGUGCUCACGAUUAACCAAUCAGCAAAUGCAAUUCUUCUACGACACGUCAGAAAACCACAUAACCUACAAAUUUGCCCAAGAAAUGAUGAAUUUGAACCCAGAUGACGUGGAGCUGUCCUAUAUGCUGGCUCAUUUGGUGCUCGGACACGCGGGACGCCGAUUUCGAGGCGAAAUUCAAGAAAAUUGCGAGAAAAUUAUGGAAAAAUUGGCGAAUAAUCUGCAUGAUUACUAUGUUAAUGUGAAGGAAACGCCGAGAUAUUCAGUUCGCCUGGCGCAGAUUUUGAGAAUUAUCCGGAAAAUUAAGGAAGAAGUGCUCCAAAUCCGCUCAAAACUCCAAUUGGCCAAGGUUUUCGACGUUCACACGAUGCGAUUUUCUCAUUAUGAGUAUUUUGAGGAUUUAUAAUUGAUUUUUAUUGAAUAAAUUAACUUUAAAUCGUGA
Caenorhabditis elegans is the source of this 1322-nucleotide messenger RNA. It is a transcript of the gene nhr-243, whose product is annotated as Nuclear Hormone Receptor family. The record is from RefSeq and is marked reviewed. NCBI's taxonomy places the organism in Eukaryota, Metazoa, Nematoda, Chromadorea, Rhabditida, Rhabditidae. The coding region runs from base 12 to 1286 and encodes 424 amino acids. The transcript is spliced from 8 exons. Gene Ontology annotation, cellular component: nucleus. Gene Ontology annotation, molecular function: sequence-specific DNA binding; RNA polymerase II cis-regulatory region sequence-specific DNA binding; zinc ion binding. Gene Ontology annotation, biological process: DNA-templated transcription; regulation of DNA-templated transcription.